Messenger RNA from Aspergillus versicolor CBS 583.65, 744 nucleotides. RefSeq names its product YbhB/YbcL family Raf kinase inhibitor-like protein. Bases 1 to 744 code for a protein of 247 amino acids. The record is from RefSeq and is a predicted model, not a curated record. The transcript has 2 exons. Gene Ontology annotation, molecular function: phospholipid binding; peptidase inhibitor activity. NCBI's taxonomy places the organism in Eukaryota, Fungi, Ascomycota, Eurotiomycetes, Eurotiales, Aspergillaceae. Gene Ontology annotation, biological process: regulation of Ras protein signal transduction; regulation of proteolysis.
AUGUACCCGCAGAAAGUCAUAUAUCUUACGUCCCUGUUACUGGGUUCUGCCUUCGCCGCGCUGCUGAACCCCCUCCCACCCAGUCUACCAAUCCUUGAACUUCGAUAUCCCCAUGGGCCAUGGAUAUCCCCGGGAGAUACCAUUUUAAUGUCAGCUACGCAUCCUCUGCCGCGUAUCAGCAGUUGGGGACUCCAAGCAAAUUCAACUUAUCUGCUUGUCUUUGUUGAUCUAGACGUUCUGUAUGGUGAAUACCUGACCGUUAUUCUCCAUUGGUACCAGCCCGGCAUGAGAAUGCACCAUCCUGAUGAUCCCUGGCUAGAACCCAGUGGGCCUGGGAAGGGUCAGCACGAGGAGCACAUAGCGAAGUAUAUUUCCCCUCAACCUCCACAGGGCUCGCAUCAUCGAUAUGUCUAUCUCAUGUUUGAGCAGCAUGAAGAAUACAUAUUCCCCCGGUGUUUCAGGCACAUUCUCCCAAAAACUAUGGAAGCAAGGGCUGGAUUCGAUCUCCGGCAAUUUGUAAAGGUUACUGGCCUCAAACACCCGGUGGCUGGGAAUUACUUCUUUGUCGAAAAUGACGACGCUGUAACGGGGACGUUUACAAGCACUGUGUCCACCCCGAGCCCAACAACAACGUGGGUGAGAUCGGCGCCCUGUACUCAGCCGGUAAUUUCAACGGCUACAACUCUUUCAGGAGCUCAGAAGCAGCAUGUGAGAUGGCUGCGAGGUCGGCAGACUGUCAUGUAG